UUGAUUUGAAAGGUUAUCGAUCUUUAAACGUAGUCGCGUCGGGGUUUAAACGCGACGUGUUAUUUGUCACGUGGAGUGGUCAGUGCACUAGGGAAUUUGGCUGACAACGGGGAUAGCCGAAACCUAUUUGAAGAGGAUGCAUUUGGCUCGAAAUGAUCGCAUCAACCUUCUUUGUUCUGUUUCUGUUUCAUUUCUUCACUAUUCCUCCCGACGUAGCGCCAUCACCGCUCGACAUCCCAAUUCGUUCUCCACCGCAGAUCAUACCUUCUAGAGACCAUGUCUCCUUCCGCUCUUUCAUCUGCACUUCUGGCUGUUGCAGCGGUGUCUCGCAUCACGUUCGUCAACGCUCAGCCCGACCCUGCUGACCCCACCCCCCUCGUUGACAAGCACUAUGCUUACCCGUCUGGUAUCCCAUACCAAGUCGACUAUAACACCGCUGCUAUCCGCGGUCCCCAAGUCGGUUACAACAUUUGCAACUCCACAACCGAGAAUCAGAACUCCAUGUGUCAAACUUCCUUCGUGAACCACAUCGACGACUUCUGCCUCUGGGCUCCCCCACAGCCUAACUCCACCAUUGGUGACACCGAGGGCCAGGAAGUCGCCUGGUGUACAAAGCCUGGACACGGUACUCGUGUCAUGCCCGCGGGUGCUCUCCAAGGCGUACAGCUCAUCAAGACGCCCAACUACAUCCAGAUUGCCGGUUUCAUUGACCAGACCCAGGUCAACAUUGCUGCUGGUGACUACGGAGGCGAGUUGGACCCCCACGGUGCUGAUCUGCGCGGUAACCCUCUUGGCGGUCUCAUGUACUCCAACGCGUUCCCCAGCAACGGCGGUAACAAUGCCUCUUACCAACAAGUCAUUGACUGGACUAAGUGCGUCCCUUCCAUGCGUCUCCUCUGCUUGUCUGAUAUCUAUUUCAGCUUCAUGGGCGGCGACGCCUUCUGCAUGAAAAUCUGUGACCCCGCCGGUCAAAACCAACAGGCUCUCUGCCAAAACAUCUAUGAUCGUCUCGGUUGCGAAUACAACGCACCCAACAACGCACAGAAGGGUGUCUUUGAGGUCUGUGAAGGUGACGACAUGUCCCCUGUCGGUGUCUACACCACCAACGGUGCUACCUCGACUUACUACCAACCCCCCGAAUCUCUUGGUCCCAUCACCACCGUGCCAUACACUCCCACGCCUGCUCCAAGCUCGAACUGCGUGACGUACGCGAGCACGGCACUAUACACUAGUCAGCCAGCACCAACCGGCGCAGCCACGAGUGCCGGUGCAAGCGGAGCAAAGACAACAGCUAGCGGCACCGGGUCCGCUGUGUCACCAGCUAAAACUGGUGGUGCAGCCACCAUGGGCGUAUCCCUUGGCGCUGGACUUGUGGGUGUGGUAUUCGCAAUGGCGUUCUUGUCAUAAGCCGGUGUGGAUAUCAUUGGGUUGACGGGACGUUGCAUUCACAUUCGCAGGAUACACAUACCACAGUUUUAUCAUUUCAUCUUGUCGCA
Messenger RNA from Suillus clintonianus, 1496 nucleotides. RefSeq lists its product as uncharacterized. Lineage: Eukaryota; Fungi; Basidiomycota; Agaricomycetes; Boletales; Suillaceae. The transcript has 4 exons. The record is from RefSeq and is a predicted model, not a curated record. Bases 277 to 1407 code for a protein of 376 amino acids.